AUGUCCUUGCUCCAUCUGGCCUUGGCCGUAGGUUUCUUCACAGAAGCUUUGGCAACCGGUCACUUGCCUCGUCAGACACAAGGGCCAGCUAUCAGACCCAGAGCUGAAGAGCAUCGCUAUGUACUCAGUCCACCCAAUCAUGGUCAAAUCGUUCUUUACCCACCUCCCCCUGACAGAGUAAAAGGAUCGGUCAGCGUAUGGACAGAGUACUUGAUAGAGACUGGAGGUUCCACUAGUUGGAUUGGUUCUGAUCCUUCUUACAUUUCAGUCGAGACUACUACAAGCACCGACGCUGAAGGAGCCACCGUGACGGGUACUAUUAAUAAGGCUAUUGAUGUUGUCAAAAACGCCAAUGGCGGUCUCGAUAUUAUCUUAAGCCCGGCUUUCAGAGAAAGGGUUGAGGCUAUUUUGAAGGACGUGCCACCAUGCACCAGCAGGAAGCUUCGGAGACGACAAGCUUCAGUUUGCGGACUGGAGGCGGCUAGGAAUCGUAUUCUUGACGAUCAAGGCGUAGCUGAUGUUUUUCAUGAACAGGUUCACGGAAAAAUCUCUGAGGAAGCUGGGCUGGAGUCUGAUGGAGACUCGGGGUAUGGAAGUGGUGAUGGGAGCGAUGAUGGAAGCGAUGAUGGGAGUAAUGACGGCAGCAAUGGAGGUGACAACGGAAAUGAAGGUAACGAAGUGACUGAAGGAACUGACCAAGACGGUUUCUCCGAAGGCGAAGUGGGACCCGCCGGCUCAGAAGCAGGCGACACAGUCGAGGCAGUGGUCUUGGUCGCUGAAGAAGACGCUGCAGUUAUAGGAGCAGCGGUCGGAGAAGUUGAAGGCGCAUUCGUGGCAGGUGGACUUACUCUGACAGCCGUCACCUUUUUGGGUAUCCUACUGAGGGCCGCUGACACUACAGGAAAGGUUGAUUCUGUUUACCAUAUCCCUCCUGAGGAUAUUCAGACCGUAUCGAAAACCAAGUCAGAUGCGACGAAAGCACCUACUUCAACAUCCUCAGCGUCGACUUGUCCAACUGCACUGCCUGAAUGCGACGAUAACUGCAAGGUUACUAAGGUCUCGAACGCCAAACCAACCGAGGUUCCGUGGUCCUGCUCCGGAAAUUCUAAAGGCUGCAAAUGCAACCCAAAGGGCGAGGAAGUCAUACACGUGUUUGACAAUGAUUUCGAGAACAUGAUCCUGUUUGCCUUGGGAAAUCUCAAUGGGCCAGAUGACCCCGGUGAACCUGAGAUUACAUGUCCUGACGAGUUCUCUGACGUCCCAAGUUUAUUCUUUGGAGGGGUUGCCGAUGGCUUUUGCGAUUACAUCAAAGAUAACUUUGACGACGAGAACAAGGAUCUUCUCUUCGACAUCAACGGCGGCAAGAUUCCCGUCCUUAGUCGCCGAUCUACCGAGCUGGCUCGAAGAGCACCGCCAGAGGAUCGGGAUAACUACCUCGACUACAAAUUCGCCGUUUCGUGGAUUCCUAGAGAAGGGCAGUGUUUGUUCGACAGGGAUAAUAUGUGCACUGAAGCCUUCAAGAUGUUGAUUCAGGAACAGCCUUGUGGACAGAACCAUGGUUCUGCGCAGAACCGAAUGACUGUUGAUGCAAAGAUUGGCGUGGGAUGCGGCGAGUUCAAAUGGAACGUUGUUGCACCUGAUGAGCCCAAGCCUCAACCCCAACCUGAACCCCAGCCCGAACCUCCUGCUCUUGGUAGUCAAGAAUGUUACGACAGACAUAGCCACCGAGACGUGAAGGAUAGCGAUCAGGGUACACAGGCAACCAUUGGCUGUAGUAAUUUUGCAAAGGAUAAGAAAAUCAAGGCUGGUGACAAUGAAGUCUACUGGCAUCCGAUCGGUAUAGCUGGACCUUCACACUUGAACUACAAGAUUUCGUGGAAAGAGGGUUGUAACCAGUUUGAGGAGCAGUCGCUAAAUGAUCCAGUCGAUGGCGAGACCUGCUACAGUCUUAUGCGUGCUAAUUACAAGUCUUGUAAUAAUGGUGGAGCAGGAGGAUACAGGGAUGCCGGCUGUCUGAGAUAUGAGUUUUAUGUGUAG
Fusarium venenatum is the source of this 2037-nucleotide messenger RNA. The record is from RefSeq and is a predicted model, not a curated record. NCBI's taxonomy places the organism in Eukaryota, Fungi, Ascomycota, Sordariomycetes, Hypocreales, Nectriaceae.